Molecule: messenger RNA, 8763 nt
Organism: Closterium sp. NIES-65
Lineage: Eukaryota; Viridiplantae; Streptophyta; Zygnematophyceae; Desmidiales; Closteriaceae
Source: the annotation of a GenBank genome assembly
AUGGCGCGUCGGAAACAGGUUAACCCUUCUCGCAGUCGAGCAUCGCGCGCCGCUUGCACACCAUCCGAAGUCGUUGAAGUUGAACCGUUAGAUUUGGCAGUCUCCCACGUUCCUCCGACACCUCUUUCCUCACCCACGCUAGUCGUUCCGCAAAUUGAAGGCAGUCAGCGCAGGCCUGACGGCGACGGUAGCGGCGGUAGCCAGUCAGCUGGUCAAUCCGACGGCUGGCGCACAAGAUGGGUCAAGCUAGGGGACCCUGAAGGUGCUGACGUGGCAUUACUGGGACCAUUCACACCGUCGUCGCAUCCUCGUCGCACUCCUCUCCACGUUCUCAACCAGCAACGCAGCGGCUGCGCUGCCGCUGCUGCUAGCGGCGCCACACCUACCGCGACGCCCGGUAGUGUCAUACCCGAUAGCGAAAUACCCGAUAGUGGCGAUCCGCUGGGUCGUCUAGCCGUGCUUCGUGCGUUCUUAGAGCGGCACAGAGGAGCGCGCGGGGGAGAGGGCGGCGUGGGCGAGGGGAGGGCGGGGCUGCAUGCGUGCUUGAGCGUGCGGGAGAGCGCGGGCGGCGAGCCGUCGCGCUCGCGGACGUGUGGGCGCGCGCAGGUGCCGCGGGUGCGCGCGGAGGACGUGGUGCUUCACGUGGUGCGCGCAGAGGAGGGCACAGGCGAGCGCGCAGGGGGUAGGGCGGGGGAAAGGGAUGGCGAGGCGGAAAAAGGGAGGGGAGGAGGGGAAGGGGUUGGGGGUGGGGAAUGGGAGAAGUGCGAGGAGUGGGAGGAGGAGGGAAUGGGGGGGGAAAGAGGGGAGGCGGAGGGAAGGGAGGGGGAAGGAGGGGAGAGGGCGGAGAUAGUAGUGUCUGUGAGGGCGAGUGAAGUGAGGCAGCUGCAGCACCCACGUGCCUUGCACGCGCUGCUGUACCUCGCAGAGAAGCACCUCGUUACUGUCACACCCUACCUCGUUGCUGCACGCCCAGCGGAAGCAGUAACAUGGCCAUAUGAAUCACAUUCGUGCCUGUGUGGGUGCGUAUGGGUGGCGGUGGGCUUCCCCAGCAGCCUCGCCCCCUCUCUGCCCCUACCGGACGUGCACGCCCCUCUGCUCUCCCCGCUGCUUAACACUGUGCGCCGCCCCUCCCAUGCGCCCCACAUGCGCGCCCUCAUGGAUUGCCUCGCCCCCUUUGCCCCGCCCCACGCCCCCAUGCCUCCAUGCCCUGGACAUGAUGCUCAUGACGUGGCUACUGCUGACGUGGCUACUGCUGAAGUGGCUACUGCUGACGUGGCUGCUGAUCUAGGUGGAAAGGACGGAGUCAAGGAGAAGAGUGAACGGGAGAAAGGGAAGGGGAAAAUUGGCGAGGGAAGCAACACAGGCGUGACAGUGGAUGGUGGCAGCGGAGGUGGCAGCAAUGGCUCUGGUUGUGCCUCUGCUUCUGUGGCUGCUGGUGGCAACGAGGAAGUGGCUGGUGCAGCGGAGGCGCGAGGGGGCGUGCAUGGCAGGGUGCAUGCGGCCAGCUGCUUUGACCUCGCUCAGCUCUAUGCUGCUGUGCGUCCCAGCAGGUGGGUGGUGGCGCUUUUUCCGCCCGUGCACUUCCCCUGUUUCCACCACAAGUGCCUUUACUGGCCGUCUCACUUGUCGCGACUCGUCCCCUUCGUUUUUUCCAGGAAUCUGCCACCCCUCGCCACGAGUCCGGCCGGCCUGCUGCCCUCGCUGCGGCCAUACCAAAGCCGGGCCGUGGCGUGGAUGGUGCAGCGCGAGCGCGGCGCUCAGGGGACUUGCAGGAAGGGCGAUACUGGGGGAGGUAGAGUUGAUGGGGAGGGGGGAGCAGUGCAGGGGGGGCAGCAUGGAGGGUGGAGCCAUGCGGAGCAGCAGCAGCAGCAGCAGCAGCAGCAGCAGCAGCAGCAGCAGCAGCAGCAGGGGUGGGGAGUGGCGGAGCAGCACCCGUUGUGGCGGCGGGUGACAGCAGGCAGCGCCACUGACCCCUUGUCGCAGCCGACUCACACCAGCACCGCCCCUGGCGCCACUCUCCUCUACAACCCCUUCCUAGGCACAUUCGUCCGUCUUCCCCCCUCCGCCUCAUGUGCAAGGGCUGGGAGGCAGCCGCAGGGGGAAGAGGCAGUGGGGCAUGGGGGGAAGAGGGAAAGCGGGGAGAUGCAGCGAAGUGGCUCCUCAUUGGGUCCAGGUCUGGUGAGCCAAGGUCUGGCGAGUGCAGGUUGGGGGAGUGGUGUGUGCGGGUGGGUGGGUGAAGUGGCGGGGGCAGUGAGAGGCGGCAUUGUGGCGGAGGAGAUGGGGCUGGGGAAGACCGUUGAGGUGCUUGCUUGCAUCCUCGCCCACCGCUGGAGGGGCGGUGGGGGUGAGGGAGAGGGGGAGGAGGCGGAGGAAAUUGUGUUGCAGGGAGAGCAGGUGACAAGAGGAAAGCGUAGGAGGGGGGAGGUAGAGGAUGAGGGGGUAAUGGGGAAGAGGAGGGGAGUGCUGAGAGGUGAGGAGCGGUCGGUGGAGAGGAGAGGAGAUUGGGCAUGUGGGGAGAAAGCGGAGGGGGUUGAUAGUGAGGAGAGGAGAGGGAGCAGCAGGAGGCGCAGAGGCAGCAGUGGGGGUAGCAGCAGCGGCAUCAGUUGCUGCAGUGCAGGGAGUGGGGCAGAGGCAUCGGCAGCACACGGGGCGAGGAGAGGGGUAGAGGCAUCGGCAGCACACGGGGCGAGGAGAGGGGCAGAGGCAUCGGCAGCACACGGGGCGAGGAGAGGGGCAGAGGCAUUGGCAGCACUCGGGGCGAGGAGAGGGGCAGAGGCAUCGGCAGCACACGGGGCGAGGAGAGGGGCAGAGGCAUCGGCAGCACACGGGGCGAGGAGAGGGGCAGAGGCAUUGGCAGCACACGGAGCGAGGAGAGGGGCAGAGGCAUCGGCAGCACACGGGGCGAGGAGAGGGGCAGAUGCAUCGGCAGCACACGGGGCGAGGAGAGGGGCAGAGGCGAGCGCGGGAGGGCAGGCAGAGCCGCAACGAGAGACGAUGGAGGGGCCUUUGGAGGGCGUGCCGUGGUGCAAGGGGCAGCGGACGCAGAGGGGGAGAGACGGGAUGAGGGGGAACGGGCGGAUGACGGGUGGUGGGGGUUGUGGAGAUAUUGAGAAUGAGAGAAGGGAGGAAGAGGAGGAGGAAGAGAAGAGCAGGAAGAGGAAGCGAGGGAGAGAGGGUUGUGAUGGGACAGCAGCAGGGAGCAGCAGGGGGCGUGGUGGUAGUGGGCAGGUGGAGGGCGCGGGAGGAAAGGAAGGGGCAGGGGAGGACAUCGAGGGAGGCGAGGUGCGGGAGUGUGGGAGUACGCUGAUCGUGUGUCCGGCGGCCAUCCUCCCCCAGUGGCAGCAGGAGGUCGUGCGGUCCGUGCCUGCCUGCCUGCCUGCCCAUUCUGUUUGGGACCAGUCCCCUUCCACUCCUCUCACCACGUCCCCUGCCUCUCCUCCCGUUGCCUCCUCCGAUUCUCCUCUCACUGCAUCGUCUGCCACAGCUGGAAGGGUGGGAGAGUGUGGUGGUCGAGAGGGGAUGGCAGGAGAUGGCAGGUGGAGUGGCGGAGGAGAGGAUGGGGAUGGCAAGAGGCGGGUGGAUGGAGAGAGCAGUGAGGGAAAGGGCGGCGCGGGCAGCAAAGGGAAAUGCGGGGAUGGCAGCAGAUGGAGGGAUGGAGAGAGAGUGCAUGCAGGAGGCAGGCAAGCAGUGCAAGGGAGUGGAGGAGGGCAGGUGGGCGUUGCAUCAGGCGAUGGAGAAACGGGGCUACAGGAAGGAGGGCUGGGUGGCAGAGGUGGGGAAGAGAGAGGAGGGGUGGGUGGCGGUGAGGGGGAGUCGGAGGCGGUGUGGGAGGAGGUACCGAAUUCGCCCCAUGGCACUGAUACAGCUGCGGUGGUGGCGGGUGUGUGUGGACGCAGCGCAGCAGGUGAAUGGGGGAGCCUCCAACGCCGCCAGAAUGGGGGCCUGCCUGCCCGCCCUCCCUCACCUGCUUGCUGUCCCACCCCUUCCUCUAGGUACCAAAUCCGCCCCACACCACUAACGCGUCUGCAGUGGUGGAGGGUGUGUCUGGACGAGGCGCAGCUGGUGGAGGGGGGGGCGUCCAACGCGGCCCUCAUGGCGGCCCGCCUGCCAGCGCGCCUCCGCUGGUGCGUCUCCGGCACGCCGCUGCACCGCGGCCUCCCUGACCUCCUCGGCCUGCUCCGGUUCCUCCGAGCCUCGCCGUUUGACGAGCCUCACUGGUGGCGGCAUUUUUUCCAGCUGCCUAUCCAGUUCAACUGUGCUGCCAAGUUCAACUGUGAUGCCAAGUUCAACUGUGCUGCCAAGUUCAACUGUGCCUUGUGCUCUGCCCCACGGGUUCGUUCGCCCUUGCCCUCUCUCGUCUCGACUCCUCCCUCUUUAACUCCCCCCCUCAUAUCUCUCCAACGCCUCCCCCCCUCCACCGCCUCCCCCUCUUUGGCAAUGCCACGUCAGAAUGGAUGCUUGGCAGCAUGGCACGCGCUCCUGGCCCUCAUGUCGAGGCUGAUGUGGCGCCAUCACAAGGCCGACGUGGCAGACGAGCUGGCGCUGCCACCUCAGCGGCAGCUGCUGACGGUGCUGCGGUUCAGCGCCAUCGAGGCGCACUUCUACCGCCAGCAGCACGCCAAGUGCGCCCAGCGCGCCACCAGCAUGCUGCGCUCCGUGGCACGCGGGGGCCGGAGGGGAGGAGGGAGGAGAAGCGGAGGAGUUGGAGACGGAGUGGGAUUAGAUGGGAGAGGUGAUGGGGAUGGGGAUGCAGAGGCGGAGGGGGAGCAGCAAUGGCAGGGAGGGGGCAGAGAGUGGCAGCAGCAGCAGGAGCAGCUGGUGCUGGGGGCACGGUCAUUAGCGGGUGCAUGUCGGGGCGACAUGGAGCGGUUCCUGGCGUCGCUGCUGCUGCUGCGCCACGCCUGCUGCCACCCGCAGAUCGGCUCUGGUGGGCUCAGACCGUUGGGAUCACAGGGCCGCCCCAUGCACAUGGGCGAGGUGCUGCAGGUGCUGUUGGAGAAGGCGCGGGUGGAGGCGGAGGAAGCCCAGCGUCUCCUCAUCUCCGCCCUCAACGGCCUCGCUGCCCUCGCCGCCAUCCACGCCCCCGCCCUCCCCCUCCACUCGUCCUCGCCGCCCGCCUCUUCCUCUUCCUCUCACUCCCGCCUCCGCACCGAGAACAGCAGCGAGCAGUGGCGGGCAGGGGUGGUGCAGGCGGUGGGGAUUUACCGCAAUGUGCUGCGCCUCAUGGACGGGGAUGGCCCGGGGGAUGGGGAAGCAGCGAGGGGACGGGUUGGAGAUGGCGAUGGGGAGGAAGGCAGAGGCAGUGGGUUGUGUGUGGCGCGGCCCACCACGCAUGGCAGUGUGCUGCGCACGGACCCCCUGCAGCGCCUGCACGUUCUGCACAACCUGCAUGAGCUGCUCGCCCUGCUGCACACCACCAGGGAUGGAGAAGGGACGCGAGAGGGUGAGAAGGGGUGCAAUGCGGUGGAGCCAGGUGGCGAUGGAGCAGGGGUGGGUGUGGCGAGGACACUGAGGGAUGGGCGGCUGGAGGCGGAGAGCGGUGAGGUGAAGGAACGGUACCUGGCGCCUGUGAGGGGCCGCGCUGCUGCUGCUCAGAAAGCAUUUGAGGACACACACUCUCAGGUGGAGGCCCAUCUGGCAGCGGCAUGCCUCUCCACCGCCACCACCCCCUGGUGGCUCACGCUCCUCACUGCACUGCACUCCUCUGCACCGCCCGGCAUGGCGGAGAGCGUCACGGCACGCCUGCACCGAGCGCUACUGGACGACGACCACCGCCUGGCCCAUACCCACAACAUGGCCAGCCUUGGGCUCAGGUGUGCCUCCCUCAGGUUCCGCACGCUGCACGGGGUGCGGCUGGUGCUGGCAGGAGAGGUGGACUCGCUGCUGGCGGGCAGGCGGGAGGUGCUGCAGCGCGUGCUGCAGGCGGGGGGCCAGGUGGCGGCGCAGGGCGUGCAGGGCAGCCUCGUCGCACAGGCAGGCUCGUGUGCUCGCUGCUGUGCCGGGCAGGAGGGGGAGGAGGGGGCGGACGCCAGGGGGGCUGGGGGGUUGCUGGCUGGUGGAUUGGGUGGCGAGGCAGGAGCCGGAACGGGUGGGGGGGAUGAGUGCUGCAUGCACUGCAAGACACAGGAGUUCUUCGAGAGCUACCAGCGACGUCUCUUCCACCUGCGCCUCUCCUCCGCCCCCACUUCCCUCCCCGCCUCGUCCCCCUCCGACCAUCCUGAACCUCCCCAUCCCUCCUCCUUGCCCCACGACCCCCUACACGUCCUCCAAUCCACUCUCGGUGUGCGCCGCACCCCGCUUGCUGCUGCAGCAGCAACAGGGGGGCAGGGUGGGAGGGGGAGGGGCAGCAGGGGUGAGGGAGGGGACGGGUCAGGCGGGGUAGAGGGGAAGGGGGGAACGGUGGUGUGGAACCCGUCUGACACCGAGAGGUGCCUUGCUGUGCUGGCGUCUGUGCUGCGAUCAUUGCCACGUGGCAUCAUCCCAGAGGACAAGCAAGCCAGCCUGGCAGCUGCAGCGUCCAGCUCUUUGGAGGCUCUGGAGGAGUUCCUGAUGGCGCGAGCGUGGUCGGAGGCACAGAGGGGAGUGCUCAGAGCGCUAGAUGAGCUGCACAUGGCCGUCACGCGAAUCACGCUCCGCCACGUGGACGAGCCGCCAGCUGCCACGUCAGCAGCUACACGCAUGGCACGUGUGAGUGAGGAGGAGGCGGCGGCGCUGAGCGUGGUGCUGACGCAUGACAGGCUGGCAGCCGAUGCUCAGCUGCAGGCCAGCCGCGCCCAGCUGAGGUACCUGCGCGGGCUGGCUUCUGCUCGCCGGCGCGCGGUGCAAGGCGGGGGAGGCGUGGGGACGGAGAUGGGUGGGGAGGAAGGGGAUGGGGGAGGGAGUGGGAAAGGUGGGGGAGGGGAGAGGGGUGGUGGAGAGGAGGGGGAGGAGGAGAGCUGCCCUGUGUGCAGGGAGGCGUUGGGCAGUGAGUUAUCGGUGCUGCCGUGCGGGCAUCUGCUGUGCUGCAAGUGCACAUGUUUACUGGUGGAGAGGUCCCCUCAAGCCACCACCACCAGCAUCAGCAGCAGGGAGCGGCGCAUGCGAUGCCCCACAUGCCGCCACGUGGCAAGGGCAUCGGAGAUUGCCUACGUGGACAACCGUAGGGACCACCAUGGGUACCCUGCUGCUGCCCUGCAGACGGAUCAGAGCACAGGUGGUGAGGACUUCAACACAUUUGGAAGCGGUCAGCAAUGUAAUGGUCCCUGCCGUUGUGGUUCAACAAUAUCGUCAGCGUCAGCCGCAGGAGCACUGUCGCAUACCAGCGUGGAGGCACAUAAUUGCUGUUGUCGCACCAACAGCCGUGGUGGUGGGGGCGGUGGAGGGAGGGAGGGGGAGGAGCAGGAGUUGCCAGAUGAAGUGCGGAUGCAGGAGGAGCAGAUGAGCAUUCAUACAGGGUUCGGCACCAAGCUGGACGCGGUAACGCGGCGGGUGUUACGGCUACUGCGCAGCGACCCAUCAGCGCGCGUCAUCAUCUUCAGCGCGUGGAGGGAGGUGCUGCUGCUCGUGCAGCACUGCCUGCACGCCAACGCCGUCCCCACUGCCUCCGCCUUCUCCCACCGGGAAGUGCCUCCAGCAUUGAAGCGCUUCAGAGAGGUCACUCCCGCAGCAGCCCUCUCCGCUCGCCCCACCCGCCCCUCCCAUAAGCCCCGCACCAAGCGCCGCAAACGCUCCCUCGCCUCUCCCCUGCCACCUGCCAUCCCACCGGCCACUGCUGCUACUGCUGCUGCCACAGGCAGGGCAGCGGGGGCAGUGAGCAGUGCGCAAGGGGGGGAGGGCGGCGGGAGGGAAGCAGGAGGGGUCGGGGACGGGGGAGGUGGGGAACAGUGCCGAGUCUUGCUGCUGGUUGUGGCGGUGGGGGGCAACGGGCUGAACGUGGUGGAGGCACAGCACGUGGUGUUUGUGGAGCCGGGGCUCAAUGCGGCCGCUGAGGCGCAGGCUGCCAACCGCGUGCACCGCAUCGGCCAGACCCGCCAGACCUUUGUGCACCGCUUCGUGGUGAGUUAUGUGCACCGCAUCGGCCAGACCCGCCAGACCUUUGUGCACCGCUUCGUGGUGAGUUAUGUGCACUGCAUCGGCCAGACCCGCCAGACCUUUGUACACCGCUUCGUGGUGAGUUAUGUGCACCGCAUCGGCCAGACCUUUGUGCACCGCUUCGUGGUGAGUUAUGUGCACCGCAUCGGCCAGACCCGCCAGACCUUUGUGCACCGCUUCGUGGUGAGUUAUGUGCACCGCAUCGGCCAGACCCGCCAGAUCUUUGUGCACCGCUUCGUGGUGAGUUAUGUGCACCGCAUCGGCCAGACCCACCAGACCUUUGUGCACCGCUUCGUGGUGAGUUAUGUGCACCGCAUCGGCCAGACCCGACCCACCUUCCUUCACCGCUUCAUUGUGCAGGGCAUGGUGGAGCAGCCGAUUCACAAGGUGCAUGGCACGGUGGAGGAGCCCAUUCACGCCCUCGCGCGCUCCAAAGCCGCUGCUGCCCCCCUCUCUGCCGCCCACGCUGCCGCCAACCUGCUGUCCUGCCGGGACCGUGACUCGCUCACCCUUGCUGACGUCACCGCUCUCUUCCCCCAGGCCUGCCUUCCUGGAGAAGGCAGGGAGGCGCAGGAACGGGUGGUGGCGAUGAGGGGUGGAGCAGAGGGGGAUGCAGGCAGGGAGGACGGUGAGAGGCUUGCCCUGGCUACUGCUGCUGCUGCAGAAGCACGGAUGCAAAAACAACCAGAGUGA